This is a messenger RNA of Pogoniulus pusillus (Red-fronted tinkerbird), 1331 nucleotides long. RefSeq names its product glutathione peroxidase 3 (gene GPX3). Gene Ontology annotation, molecular function: glutathione peroxidase activity. Gene Ontology annotation, biological process: response to oxidative stress. The record is from RefSeq and is a predicted model, not a curated record. NCBI's taxonomy places the organism in Eukaryota, Metazoa, Chordata, Aves, Piciformes, Lybiidae. The transcript is spliced from 5 exons.
CUAUUUCUCGGCUCUCGGGCUCGGAGGUGGCAGAAGGCGACAGGGAGAGGGGGGUGCGUGUCCGCCUCUGCUGUCCCCCGGGGGUGUGAGGAGGGUGCCCCGCACCCCACACUCCAUCCCGACCAUGGGGGGCUGGUCCGGCAGCGCCUGGAUUUUGCCCCUUUUUUUGGCUGGGCUCGUCCAGCCCGGGCAGAGCGAGGAGAGGGAGAAGGUGAAAUGCUACGACUCGGUGGAGGGCACUAUCUACGACUACGGGGCCCUGAGCCUCGACGGAGAUGAGUAUAUCCCCUUCAGGAAGUAUGAGGGGAAGAUGGUGCUCUUUGUCAACGUGGCCACAUACUGAGGCCUCACCCUGCAGUAUGUUGAACUGAAUGCACUACAAACUGAGCUGGGGCCCUAUGGGCUCGUUGUCCUGGGCUUCCCCUCCAACCAAUUCGGGAAGCAGGAACCCGGCCAGAACUCAGAGAUCCUCCCUGCGCUCAAGUACGUCCGGCCAGGGGGUGGCUUCGUCCCCAACUUCCAGCUUUUCCAGAAAGGGGAUGUGAACGGGGUCAAAGAACAGAAGGUCUUCACCUUCCUGAAGAACUCCUGUCCCCCAGUGGCGGAGAAUUUUGGGCACCCUAAGAACCUCUUCUGGGAGCCUCUGCGGAACCAUGACAUCAAGUGGAACUUCGAGAAGUUCCUGGUGGGCCCUGACGGCGUGCCUGUCAUGCGCUGGUACCACCGCGCCAACAUCGCUGUCGUGAAGAACGACAUCAUCACCUACAUGAGGCAGCAGCAGCACCACCUGCCGCCGCCACCGCCGCCGCAGCAGCAGGAGGAGGAGGAAGGCCAGUAGAGGCUGCUGGCAUUCCCCCAUCCUGUCCCCUCCCUGCCUUCUCCCCAGCCGGCACGCCGCUCCUCCAUCACUUCCAUCUCUGCCACACUUCAGCCAGGAUGUUGGGCUGGGCAGCCUGGUGGCAGAGACCUCAGCGAUGGCAGGAGGGUGUUUCCCAGUAACGCCAUGUCCCACCUCCACCCCCUGGCAGUGACAUCUCCUCCUGGCCCUCAGCUCACCUCCCCUGCUCUGCCACCCCAUCUUGCCGGGCAGUGGGGGGAUGCAGGGGCUGGCUGCCCCCGGAGCAGAAGCCCACGUCUUCAUGAAGGCUUGGCCUGAAAGCCCCUGGCAUAGGGCGGGCCUGGCCUGAUCCCGCUGGGCACGGAGCAGCUCUUCAGUGCAUUCAAGCUGCCCGUGGUACUGGCACAGAGACGUGCUCCUCUCCUGGCUGGGGGCAGCUGGUCCCUCACCCCCCCACCAGAGAAACACCAAAUAAAGGCUCUGCAACUGUGCA